Cryptococcus deneoformans JEC21 is the source of this 801-nucleotide messenger RNA. RefSeq lists its product as hypothetical. The transcript has a single exon. The record is from RefSeq and is a predicted model, not a curated record. Bases 43 to 780 code for a protein of 245 amino acids. NCBI's taxonomy places the organism in Eukaryota, Fungi, Basidiomycota, Tremellomycetes, Tremellales, Cryptococcaceae.
AACUUCUCAAAACCACCAAAAGGGCAGUCCACAACACCCAUUAUGAACCCACGCACCCUCUUCUCACAAGCAUCUGUUCUUUGUCGGGCUGUUCCCACUCUCAUAACCCCAAUCACAUCGCGCACCCACAUCACCUUCCCCCACCCAGACCUUGACCCUUCAAACGGCCACACCUGUUUUGCUAUUCGCGCCUUCAAUAAUAUCCCUUCACUCAUUCACGCCUAUUCCAUUGUCAAGGCCGUAGAAUCCAAACUAGGCACCUCUGUGCUGAACAUUCAAAUGCCCAAGCAGCAAGAUUCUCUGCAACCGGGCCCUACAAUCUUCAUCGAGACUCUCCGACCAGCCAAGCUGGACAAGCCUCUCUUACUCGAAAUACCCUCUCCCCAACUUUCCUCAGAGUCAAAUUUCCUCGGAGGUCCUAGUUUGAGCGACGUAUCUCGCGUCCUUUCCGAAGAACCUAUCUUCAACUCUACAAUCGACGACUCACCUUCUGGCCGGAAAGAUGCACCGUUGCAGUUUAGAGUGGAGGUGCAAAAGCGCAAGCCUAGAGAAUCAGGGAAAGCUAGGAGAACGGCGGGCUUUAGACCAAAGCAGGGAGGGAAGGAUGCGGCGGAGAUUGUUGAGGCUUUGAAGGAGUUUGAUGGGGGGUUCUUUGGAGGAUUCGAAGGUGUGGCUGAGAAGUUUGAGGCAAUGUUAGCCAACCACCAGGGAGUAAAGCCUCAGGCCAAAAAGGCACCAGUGAAAGAAGAGAGAAUAGAAACUGAAGCAGGGAAGGCAUAGAGUGACACUGGAUAGUUUAGG